GCACCACCACACCACUCCCACUCCCAGUCUACCAAAGCAAACGGUGCAAAGCAAGACUUGACCUUUCUAUCUUUCUGGUCGUUGUAGGGUUAAGAAACGUUACAGCUACAGUUAUUUGCAAUUUCCAAAACUCUUUUAUUUUUAUGUUUUUUGGGUUGGCUUCGCUUUAUUCCUGUGUCUCUUUUUGAUUGAAAAAAGCUUUGUAAAAAAAAAAAAAAAAAGCUUUAAUCAUCCACCUUCCACACGUGCUUGCCUUGCCUCACCCCAUAUUUCUGUUCCAAUCCCAUUAACUUAUAUUUCUUUCUUCUUAAUAUUUUUCUUUCAAUCUCGCUUGGUCCCAACUCUUUGUAUCUCUUCUAGGUUUUUCGUUUUUCAUUUUGGGGAUGAACUAGAAUCUGGGCCAAUCUGAUUCUCGCAUAUUGUUUGUCAUUCUGGGUAUUCUUAGAUCUUUAUUUUUGUGACUGGGUUUCUCUUAUUUUGAUCUAAUUCGAUCUAAUCUGGUCUGAAUUUGACUCUUGGGGCAAUGUCACAAGGCUAUGCCAUCGAGCUCUACUUCGAUCCCGCACUCGAGAAUCAGGUCUUGAAGGCCUGGAACGUCCUGGCUCGCCGUCAGAUUAGUACCCAACUCAUCGAAAUCGAAUCACGGCCGCACAUCACUCUCUUCUCCACCUCCUCGAUCGAACCCACGAAGCUGGAAUCGGUUAUCAAAGGGUUUGCAUCGAAGCAAGACCCUUUGUCCUUGUCUUUCUCUUCAAUUGGGAGUCUUUCAAACGACAACAAUGUCCUGUUUCUAGGCCCAACACCUUCAAUGUCGUUGCUCCAGUUCCACUCUCAAUUGUGCGAGCUAAUGAAGAAAGAAGGGGUCGAAAUUGGGGAGGAGUAUCGUCCAGACUCGUGGAUCCCUUACUGUGCUGUUGCUCAAGAAGUGCCUAAGGCUCGUAUGGCUGAGGCUUUUUGUGUGUUGAGGGAGUUGAAGUUGCCUGUUACUGGCUACGCCAUGGAUAUUGGCUUGGUUGAGUUUUCUCCAGUUCGUGAACACUUCUCUUUUGUGCUUGGUAAUACACUAGAAGCUUGAUUUUGAUUUAGCUGUUGAAGAAUUGUUAUGUGCUCAUUUUUAGAAUCUAGUUUUUGGCUUUGGUUUAGUCCAAUAUGCCUUUUCAUGUUGUUGUAAUUACAAUGGUGGUGCUGCUAUUUAUAGCAUAGUAACAAAAUUUGAAUUUUUAUGUUUAAUAACAUUCUUUUCUCUUUUUUUCUCA
Messenger RNA from Humulus lupulus (European hop), 1256 nucleotides. RefSeq lists its product as uncharacterized. Lineage: Eukaryota; Viridiplantae; Streptophyta; Magnoliopsida; Rosales; Cannabaceae. The record is from RefSeq and is a predicted model, not a curated record. The coding region runs from base 524 to 1075 and encodes 183 amino acids. The transcript has a single exon.